AUGGCUCGCCGUAGUGGCGAGGAGCCCGUGGCCCUGCUGACGCCCGAGGAGCAAGAGCGUGAAUACAAGCCCGAUCACGACAUCGAGAGCGAUGCCGGCUCCCCAGAGCCUCUUCCCACGCAAAACCUCGACCACGAGUACUCGAUCCCCAGCACCGUCAAGUUCACCUGGCUUGGCACAUAUUUUUUUUUCUCCUUGCUCCUGACCCUCUACAACAAGCUCGUCUUGGGCAUGUUCUCCUUUCCCUGGCUGCUCACCUUUCUGCAUGCCGCUUUCGCCAGCCUCGGCACCUGCUCCAUGAUGCACAUGGGCUAUUUCAAAAUGUCGCGCUUGGGGCGCCGGGAGAACCUGGCCCUCGUCGCCUUUAGCGCCCUCUUCACCGCAAACAUUGCCCUGUCCAACCUGUCUCUGGCCAUGGUUUCCGUGCCUUUUUACCAGACCAUGCGCAUGCUGUGCCCCAUCUUCACCAUCCUCAUCUACCGCGUCUGGUACGGUCGCUCCUACAGCACCAUGACCUAUCUGUCCCUGGUCCCCCUCAUCAUCGGCGCCGCCAUGACAACUGCCGGCGAGAUGACCUUUACCGACGCCGGCUUCCUCCUUACUAUCCUCGGCGUCAUUCUCGCCGCAGUCAAGACCGUCGUAACCAACCGGUUCAUGACGGGAUCGCUGGCGCUGCCACCCCUUGAAUUCGUCAUGCGCAUGUCUCCCAUGGCCGCCCUGCAAGCCUUGGCAUGUGCCACCGUUACUGGCGAGGUCGCCGGCUUCCGAAAUCUCAUAUCCUCGGGCAACAUCUCGCUCAGUCCCGCGAUCGCCUCGCUCGCUGGCAACGGGUUCCUCGCCUUUCUCCUGAACGUUGCCUCGUUUCAGACGAACAAGCUGGCCGGUGCUUUGACGAUGACGGUGUGUGGCAACCUAAAGCAGUGCCUGACCGUCCUGAUUGGAAUCUUCUUGUUCAAAAUCUCGGUCGACGCGCUCAAUGGGGCAGGAAUGGCCGUCACCAUGCUGGGCGCCGGUGUCUACAGCAAAGCCGAACUGGAUAACAAGAAGAGGAGACGGCAAUCCGCCUACCAGGCUGUGGAACAGAAACCCCGGUAG
Hirsutella rhossiliensis is the source of this 1095-nucleotide messenger RNA. RefSeq names its product triose-phosphate transporter family domain-containing protein. Gene Ontology annotation, cellular component: Golgi apparatus. Bases 1 to 1095 code for a protein of 364 amino acids. Gene Ontology annotation, molecular function: antiporter activity. The record is from RefSeq and is a predicted model, not a curated record. Lineage: Eukaryota; Fungi; Ascomycota; Sordariomycetes; Hypocreales; Ophiocordycipitaceae. The transcript is spliced from 3 exons.